Pseudophryne corroboree (corroboree frog) is the source of this 2521-nucleotide messenger RNA. RefSeq names its product lysyl oxidase like 1 (gene LOXL1). NCBI's taxonomy places the organism in Eukaryota, Metazoa, Chordata, Amphibia, Anura, Myobatrachidae. Gene Ontology annotation, molecular function: protein-lysine 6-oxidase activity; copper ion binding. The transcript is spliced from 7 exons. Gene Ontology annotation, biological process: collagen fibril organization; peptidyl-lysine oxidation. The coding region runs from base 772 to 2340 and encodes 522 amino acids. The record is from RefSeq and is a predicted model, not a curated record.
UUAUACAGUUACUGCACACGUCCUGUUCCAAUCCAGACUUCCAGCUAGAGCGUGAGAACAGGGAAGCGGACGGGUGAUAGCAGUGUCAGAGACCCGGAGAAAGACUGCAGUCAGAGUGUAUAGAACAUACAGCGACUUUCUGGAGGGGCCAGGAAAGGAGGGCUCAGAAAAAGGGAAAGAGGGAGAGAGGCAUAAACAGGAAGUGAGAGGGAGAAAUGGAUAGAGAGAAAGAGGGAUGGAGUGAUAGAGGAAACAGAUAAGGAGACCGAAUAACGGGACUGGACGUAAGAGGACCGACUGCGAGGCUCAGAACGUUACUGACAAAGAUGACCGGAGUAACAGGACGGAGAGAACAAAGGAUGUGACCGUUAACCCCUCCUCUGCUGGAGUGCAUACAGUUAUUCCCUCAUGAGCAGCAUCACUUUCUGCCUGUGAUCUACACAGCCCCGCAAGCCUGCAGAUUACUGCUGCCAUUAUCCCUCUUAAUGACAGAAAGCUGCAGCUGCUGUUCAUUCUUUCUAUUCCUUAACUUCAUUGAGUUGCAUUAUUAACCCCCAGAUUUGUGCAGAGCAUUUAUCAAUUCAACCCUAUCCAGUCAGCAUUCUGCUGUGUGUUAUAGCAUCGACCACAUUCCUUACUAACCACGAUGUGUGUUAUGAUUGGCAGAGAAAUCUAGUUUGUCCCCAGUUACUAUUCCGAUUUCCCCACUGGUCGGGCACCUGACAGUCACAGUUCCUCGAAGUCCGGUAUCAGUGAAAAGGGUACACCAACAUGGCCCUAUUAGCACAACUCUGCUUAUGUUUGUCAGGACUGUACCUGACUCUGGGGCAGGAUGGGGCUGGCUGGGGGCAAAUGAUCCAAUGGGAAGAGAAUGGAAGACGCUACCGACUGCUAAAUUCAGGUUCUGAGUACCAGGCUGCAGGGGAGGGCACAGGAGGAACUCGAGUUCUGUUGGAUGGGAGCCGUGGAGGUGGUGUGGAUCUCCGCCGCCAGGCCCCCACUUUACCUCGCACUGGAUCACAGACAGUGAGAGGAAAUACUCGUCAUCCGUUUGGUUUUGGACAAGUGCCUGACAGCUGGCGAGGUGGAGGCGAAUCAGCAAGCACAGGUCGAUUUGUUCCUUCCGCAGGGGCUGGUGGUGGAGGGAGAAUACGUCAAUCUUCUUCCCAGAAUUCAGUAGGACAGACUUUUUUCCCAAGACCCCAACCUCCCUAUGUACAACAACCCGAAUUCUACCCUCAACCAUAUGAAGAAAGCUAUGGUUAUGCCAGAGGAGGGGGUGGCUAUGCUGCACAACCUCCUUGGGGUGGUGGAUAUGAGGAUUUUUAUGAAGAACCAUCUCCUCCUUUUGCGCAGCCGCCAUAUUUUGCUGCACCUCCUAACUUGCCCCCACAGCAGCCAGCUCCAGCCAACCCUGUUGUGCCACAAGAUGGACUUGACAGACGUUUUGCCCACAGUCUCUUUCGGGGAGCUGACAUUCCUGUAGAAAGUGAUUCGGUGCGCCCAGGUGUAGGAGUUGGGGGGGGUGAAACAGGGUUCCCCCCAUAUGGAGGAGUGAGUCAGGGAGAAGGAGGGUAUUAUGGAGCACAAAGGCCAGAUUUGUUUCAGCCACAAAGCCGUGUGGCAAAUCCCCCAGCCAAUACAGAUGAAUCACAGGGUGGACAACAAGGAAGAGCCACCGUUGGAAGUGUUUUCAGAAGUGGUCAGAAUGGGAGAGGACUUCCUGAUUUGGUGCCUGAUCCAAGUUAUGUCCAAGCUGCAACUUAUGUCCAGCGAGCUCAUCUUUAUUCCCUGCGCUGUGCGGCGGAGGAGAAUUGUCUCUCUAGCUCUGCGUAUGCAGCGGACGCUUCAGAUUAUGAUGUCAGAGUUCUGCUUCGCUUCCCACAGAGAGUGAAAAAUCAGGGAACUGCAGAUUUCUUGCCCACUCGUCCACGCCAAGCAUGGGAGUGGCACAGCUGCCAUCAACACUAUCACAGCAUGGAUGAGUUCAGUCACUAUGAUCUACUGGAUGCCACAACAGGAAGGAAAGUGGCAGAAGGGCAUAAGGCCAGCUUUUGUCUAGAGGAUACCACCUGUGACUUUGGAAACCUCAAGAGAUAUGCUUGCACUUCGCACACCCAGGGUCUAAGUCCUGGCUGUUAUGACACAUACAAUGCGGAUAUAGACUGUCAGUGGAUUGAUAUAACAGAAGUAAAGCCAGGAAACUACAUACUGAAGGUUGUGGUGAAUCCCAAAUACACGGUUUUGGAGUCUGAUUUCACCAAUAAUGUGGUGCGAUGCAAUAUCCACUAUACAGGACGAUAUGUGUCAGCCACAAACUGUCGCAUCACACAGUUCUGAGCAAGUUUCUCAAGGAGAUUAUUACCUAUGAGGAUUUCAUUGAAUCCUACAUCAUAAUGACAAAAUCUGCAUCCCUCUCACCAAUUCUCUAUCCCGAUAAGCACACUAGUAUUCUUAUUAAUACUUUGUAAAAAGCCUCGCUUUUUGUACCAACAAAAUAAAUUCUAUAAUUUUGCUCAGA